GCCACGUACGACGCAGACACCAAAUGAUUCGGUCCUCUCGUUCGGUUCCUCGGGGAGACAUUUCCGUCACGAAUCUCCCAACCUCCGAGCCCCGGAAAAAACUCCUCUCCCGGCCAUCUAUUUCUUCCCCCAAAUCGAAACCGUAACCCUUAAUUCCAAUUUCCCCUUCUCCUUUCCUCCUACUGCUCUCAGGAUGAGCAGUCUGAGAGUGAUUUGCCGCCCGCACGUGGUCGUCUCCUCUAUCUACUGCUGCAGAGGCUACGGUCGCCUAAGGUUCGCGCCCUCCGCCCGGAAUCCUAAUCUCCCAAUCUCGCACCCGUCGUAUGCAUCGUCUCCUUUUGUCCUCGAUGACUCCCCGAGGAUGGGACCGGCGUCGCGCGCUAAUUCGAGGAGGACGCUCACUAGGGUCUCCAAUUGGAACUCCGAGAAGUCGCCUUAUGAUACCCUUGAACUGGAAAGGGAUGCUGAUGAUGAGAAGAUUAAAGCUGCUUAUAGAAGAUUGGCCAAGUUUUACCACCCAGAUGUUUAUGAUGGUAGAGGAACUCUUGAGGAAGGAGAAACAGCUGAAUCCCGAUUUAUCAAAAUUCAAGCUGCUUAUGAGCUUCUAAUAGAUGAUGAGCAGAGGCGACAAUACGACAGAGAUCACCAUGUCAAUCCUAUGAAGGCUUCCCAGGCAUGGAUGGAAUGGGUGAUGAAAAAGCAAAAAGCAUUUGAUCAGCGUGGUGAUAUGGCAAUUGCUGCUUGGGCUGAACAGCAGCAACAUGAGAUGAAUCUCCGAGCACGUCGUCUUUCUCGUUCAAAGAUUGAUCCUGAAGAAGAGAGGAAGAUUUUGGCAAAGGAGAAGAAAGCAUCCAUGGAGUACUUCACCAAUACCCUGAGAAGACAUACACUUGUUCUGAAGAAGAGAGAUUUAAUGCGGAAAAAGGCAGAGGAAGACAAGAAAAGGGUCAUUAGUCAGCUUUUAGCGGCGGAAGGUCUCGAGCUUGAUACAGACGAUGAUGAUGAAGCUGUAUGAUGAAUUGUUCAUCAUAUGGGAAAAUUUGUUGUACAUACAGAGAUCUCUUUAUUUCUGGUCAUGGAAAGCAGGUAAUGAAAUCUGUCUAAUAUUUUUCUCUUAACUGUAUCCUAUGAUAUAUAUCAUUGUUUUAUCGGUAUAAUCUGAAAUCAGUACAUCUAAAUAGAAUGAUCGAAAAUUAGCAUGACCCAA
Messenger RNA from Musa acuminata AAA Group (dessert banana), 1207 nucleotides. RefSeq lists its product as uncharacterized. The record is from RefSeq and is a predicted model, not a curated record. NCBI's taxonomy places the organism in Eukaryota, Viridiplantae, Streptophyta, Magnoliopsida, Zingiberales, Musaceae. Bases 194 to 1015 code for a protein of 273 amino acids. The transcript has 5 exons.